Molecule: messenger RNA, 2744 nt
Organism: Coniophora puteana RWD-64-598 SS2
Lineage: Eukaryota; Fungi; Basidiomycota; Agaricomycetes; Boletales; Coniophoraceae
Exons: 5
Coding region: 546-2510 (654 amino acids)
Molecular function (GO): mRNA binding; metal ion binding
Source: RefSeq, a predicted model, not a curated record
CGACCUUCCUGCAUCUCUCGUCUCUUGCCCCGUUGAUAAGUAAUUAUUAACCUAUUGUUUAUCUGACAGAGCCUAUCGCUAUUGGACUUUACUCAGAGGAGGACGGCAAGGAAUCAUAGAUAAUAUUAUUUGGCGAUCAACGUCGCCACAAACCGGGCACGUUGCGAUCAAAAACCCUUCACAGACGCAGCCUGCCGUUUGCCUGCCCUCGUUCGCCGCUUCUGCUUCUCGCGGUCAUCCAGGGACCCCAAAGGCAACACCCCAGCUGCCAGCUCCUCGCGACACGCUCACGGAAUAAGCCCUAGCUCGAGUCAGAGAGCUUUUUUAUACCAUCCUCCCCCUUCGACUUCUUCUGUGCUCGACUUCUCCCCGUCAGCCAGGAGCCCUCAUCUAUCUAUCCCUCAUCCUCACGACACGUUUGACGACCUCUGGAUAUCCUAAUAAGUAUCAUUUCUUUAUUCAUUUCCACUUAUUGAUCUCUAUAUCACUGCAUGCAGUCUGCCUCCCCCGCAAUCGCGCCCUGGUCCUCCCACUUUGCACUUGAUAUGUCCUCUGACCGCCACCACCACUCACGCUAUUCUGGCACCCAUGUCCUCAGCGAUCCCGACCCCACUGACUGGGACUUCGCACAGGAGAUAGCACGCCUCAAAAUCGGCUCCAAGGACGAUGACGUCCACGCUCGGACGCCUCCCCAGUCCAAGGUUGUUGCCGCUGCUGUAGCCCACUAUGCAGAGUCCAGCCCACUCGAGUCUGCAUCAGAGGCCAGCCCCAGUUCAUCCCCUGAUCAUUCUAUCUCUCCCUCUCACUCUCGUGGGUCAUCUGGCGCUGAUUCUCGUGAGCCAGCCAACUCCAACAACCGCGACAUGCGUACAGGCGCACUCAAAGUCACAACGGCUUCAGAACAUAAGGAGCGGCCCCACUCGUUCAACGGCGUCCUCUCAUCGUCUGACCUCCGCCGCUUGCAACAGGCUGGCGAGGAUUCUCCCAGCCAUUGGUCGCAACUUCGGGAGCUUGCCUCCCCGGAGCAGCCGACGUACCCCUCCCUUUCUGGCUCAGGUUAUGGUCGCAAUCCACCCCCCUCUGCCUCCGCAGGGCUCCGCCCAAACCCCAGGACAUUCACUCCUGGAGGCUUGGGAUACAAUGGCGCCAACUCGCUUGGAGCGCAGCAAGCAUACGAUCUGCCUUUCUCUCAUCCGGAUCCGGCGGUGGCUCGGAUCCAGCAGCAGCACGGUGCCUUCCGUGGUGUCCAUCAGCACUCGUCUUCCGAUCCGUCUUCUACGCUCCGCGAUGCAGCCGCGCUCGCACUGCUGAGCAACCCCACCAGUUACUCUCAGCUGGGCAUGUAUCCGCCUGCGGCGCCCCUCCCUAUGAGCAUGUACCCUCAGGCGUACCGAGGACCCGACAGCUACACAAGCAACAUCGCUGCUGCGCAGGCGAUGUUGAACCGCCUUCAGCAAGGUCAAUUCGCUGGCCCAUUUGGUAUUAUGCCCACUCCCGCGAUGGGCAUGGAGACUGGGGCACGUGGUGUGGGACUGAACGCUCCAGCACCGUCCGCGCCAAGUUCGAAUGGAUCUGGACCCAGCGCGAACAACCGCAAACUUGGGCUUUACAAGACCGAGCUUUGCCGCUCCUGGGAGGAGAAGGGCACCUGCCGCUACGGCACCAAGUGCCAGUUCGCUCAUGGUGAAGGGGAAUUGCGGUCUGUGGCUCGUCAUCCAAAGUACAAGACGGAGAUCUGCAGGACGUUCUGGGUAUCGGGCGCUUGCCCGUAUGGGAAACGCUGCUGUUUCAUCCACACAGAGCUCCCCGCGAACGGUGCUGCCCCCGGUGCUGAGGGCGCACCUCCCCCUUCUGCGACGAUUGACUCUCGCCAACGUGCUAAUAGUUCGGCGAGCGAUCCCAGUGACGCCCCGACAUCCCUUCUCUCGCGGAUCUCUCACAGCAGGCACGACCUUGCUACGCCUAUUGACACGAACUCUGCAGCUCAUAACAUGUAUAAUACCCGACCGCCCACCGGGUCCCUCCGUGUCGAUACUGCGUCCCUCACGAAUAUUGCGAAGCAGAACAAGUCGGCCUAUCCGACCCUCGCUAGCCAGCAGAACGCACUGAUGAUGAACCCGCGUGAACCUGCGAUCCACUCGCCGGUUCCUCUGACCGCCGGCCCCGAUCUCGGUCGGUCCACUGCCGCUCGUUUGAAUAUUGUGGGGCAAAAUCAGCGUGUUGGCAGGACGAACACGUCGAACCCUCGCCACUCGUUCAACGGGGCGGAUGUCGAUUUUGAGUACGCUUCCCCGACUACUCCGUCGGCCGCCAACGCCAGCUCCUCCUUCGGCAUGGGCUCCCAGAACGACCGCCUUUCCGCUUCCGGAACAGCUCCUCGAUCGCACGUUAGAUCGGGUAGUGCAGGCAACUGGGGUAGCUUGACGCGGAGCAACCUUUCGGUUGCUUUUCCCCAAUCCGAGCUCGCUGUUGGGUCGAACCGAGUAAGCAACAACGCACAAUGGAUCUGAAUAAAAACAUAUCGGACGUUAUCUCAACCGCUGGAACGGACUUUGUGUUUUCUUUUUUCUCUUUCUGCAUAUGUUGUGAACGUUCAUGCACUCACCAAUCUUUAUUAUUGUCGCUGUACUCAUGCUUGCAUACCUUCAAGUCUUUUGCAUGACGUAAAGUACCCAUCGCCUACAUUUCAUUGUGCAAUAUUCCUAGUCCAAAUGCUCGCUCUUGAAUAAAACGCUUUCGUAAAC